Messenger RNA from Symbiodinium natans, 1161 nucleotides. The record is from the annotation of a GenBank genome assembly. NCBI's taxonomy places the organism in Eukaryota, Dinophyceae, Suessiales, Symbiodiniaceae.
AUGGCGAAGCUUCUGAAAGCGCUGCUCCUUGCUCCGGCUGCAGCGGCGGCCGCGAAUGCCUCGACCCGCUUGGUCAUCCAGAAUGCCUGCGACAAAGAGCCCAUUUGGAUUGCUCACAUGGCUGGUGCCAGCACUGGCCCAGAGGCGCAAAACCUCAUGAUCGCGGCCGGGGCGUCCCACGCCUUCACCACGCCGGACAACCUGAAGGCAACUCGUUACUGGCCCAAGAUGCGCUGCGACAGCACCGGCAACAAGUGCCAGAUCGGCGGCAGCGGAGGGCCAGGCGAGGUUUGCGAUGAGACCCUUGGCUGUGCUCCACCUGUGGACACGAAGUUCGAGGCCACCUUCGGGCAACAAGGGCUGCCCUGCAAUCCGGCGAAGCAGGAGUACGACGGCUGCGACUGGAUUGACGUGAGCAUGGUCGAUGGCUGGACCCUGCCCUUUAAGUUCCAGGUGACCGGCUCCUGCGUCAGCACUUCCACUGGCAAAGCAGUGGUGGAGAGCGGGAAGAUUAUCGACUGCUCAAAAGUCUCGGUGGACCAGUGCCCAACCACGGAGAGCGUGCCAGGUGAGGGUACCCUGGAUUUGCGGCUUCACCACCCGAAAACGGGACAGCUGGUGGGCUGCUACAGCCCCUGCAGCAAGCUGACCUUGAGGAGCUGGAACAACACCGUGGCUGCCCACCACACGCCGCAGGACGCCACCUCCGCGCCCUUCUGCUGCCCCACGCCGCCCGAGUCGCCGGAUGCCUGCCGCACGGGGCCCGUCGGCAAGUCCCAGUACGUGCAGGCCGUGCACAAGAUGUGUCCGGGUGUCUACGGGUAUGCCUACGAUGAUGGCACGGGCCUGAUGACCUGCACCGCCGGAGCCACCUACACCAUGACGGUUUACUGCCCAAGCCCGUACCCGGCUCCCCCGUCCCCCUCCCCGCCCUCCCCGCCCUCGCCGCCCUCGCCACCAUCGCCUUCGCCGGCCCGAUGCACGGUGGGUGCCAGCGUGCUGUGCCCAGGCACGAAUACCUCCUGCUCUGGCGAUGCCUGCUGCCCGGACGGCUCCACUUGCCCAUCGGCCACGGGCACCUUCAAGGGCUGCCCCAAGCCGAAGGAGAAGGACUGCACCAAGGUCGACGACUCCAGCUCGGACUUCGUCGUGGUUGUGUAG